This is a messenger RNA of Penaeus vannamei (Pacific white shrimp), 588 nucleotides long. NCBI's taxonomy places the organism in Eukaryota, Metazoa, Arthropoda, Malacostraca, Decapoda, Penaeidae. The record is from RefSeq and is a predicted model, not a curated record.
AUGGGAGUUCUGCGGUGGCGGACCUCAGCUCGGCGUUCGCUUGGUCCUGGUAUAAGACGGUAUCGGGUUUAUCUGCGAGAGGUUGUCUGUCUGUCUGGUAUUAAAGACCUUGUGUUUUACCCGAACGUCCUAGCGGUUUGUACAGUGUUGCCAAAAUACUUGUUGGUCGGCGUACGAAGAACCAAGACCUACGGUGCUAAGAACCAGCUUCAACCUUCGCCGCACUUGGCCACUGGCGCUCCACCAGGACGGUCGAGGUUCACUUACCCGGUUGGUAUGGCAGUUAAAAGCCAUCUGAAUCUGCUGACUCUACUCAUGUCAUGGACUCUUCUGGCGGCUGUUUUCGCCACGACUCGGAAUUUCUACAAGAGACACGAGAACAGCAGAGUCUAUGGAACUAUUGUAACAACUCUGAAGGGCGCGUCGGUGAUCAGGUGCAGCGCCGCGUGUGAGGUCGUCGCCGCCUCCUGCAGGGCCUUCAACUACCACAGGUCGACCGACACCUGCACCCUCUACUCGGCUUCGCGGGCGAGUCGUGGAUUCAGCCUAUGAUAUCUAUUUGACCGAGGUAUUCCUUGCAUCGGAAUA